UUCUGCUCCAUAUCACCAUGUGACCUUCUGCAACCCCAUUCUUCACUUCCUCUCUCUAUAUUCUCUUUCUCUCUCUAAAAGUUCUUCAUUUUCUUUUCUUUUUACUUAUUCUUAAAUCAAUAUUUCAAAAAUUAAAAAUUAAUAUCACCCAGAAACCAACUAGACCGAAACAGUAAAAAUAUUGUUUUUUUUUAUUACUAUUAGUAGUAUUUAGUUAUUUUAAAAUUAGACUCAAAAACGAAGCACCAACAAACCAACCCACAAAUCUUGAUCUCUACUUCAUUUCUUGACCUAAAUCCGAAAGACCCAUCUCACCAAUCUGCAAGAACCAGCUCAAUGUUAGAUAAAAAUGGCGGAAAUGAUAAAACAAAGUCCGGCAAAGAAGAAAAACAGAGGCUUCUAUGUCAAAAUGAAACUAGUACACAAAAAUGGCAGACUUGAUCACAAGAACAGUCUUUGUUUCAGAUAUUACAAAUGGGUCCUUUGGAUUUCCCUCACUCUUUAUUUUAUUACAUCCUAUUUCAUUAGCCAUAAGCCUGUGAUUUCCCUAGCUAAACCUCAUUCUGUACCAUCUCGUGCUCUUUUCGAAUCAUCUAAUGCUACCGUGUUUAAUGUUAACCAAGGUUUAUUGAAGGAUUUGAAGAUUUAUAUCUAUGAAUUACCAUCAAAAUAUAAUACAGAUUGGCUAUCAAACCAGAGAUGCAGUAACCAUUUAUUUGCAUCAGAAGUUGCUAUUCAUAAAGCUUUAGAAAACAACAACGGUGUACGGACAUUUGAUCCGUAUGAAGCUGAUUUCUUUUUUCUGCCGGUUUAUGUGUCGUGUAAUUUCAGCACCGUUAACGGGUUUCCGGCGAUUGGACACGCCAGGUCUCUUCUUUCCUCCGCCGUCGAUUUCGUCUCCGUUAAGUUUCCGUUCUGGAAUCGGUCGGAAGGUGCUGACCAUGUUUUUGUUGCGGCGCAUGAUUUCGGAGCUUGUUUUCAUACCCUGGAAGAUAGAGCUGUGGAGGAUGGGAUACCGGAGUUUUUGAAGAAGUCGAUCAUAUUACAGACUUUUGGGGUUAACUAUGACCAUCCAUGUCAGCAAGAAGAAAGCGUGGUAAUACCACCUUAUAUUUCUCCGGCGAGUAUAAAGUCAACGCUUGAAAAAACACCGGUGACUAAUAGCCGGCGAGAUAUUUGGGUGUUUUUCAGAGGUAAAAUGGAAGUUCAUCCGAAGAAUGUUAGUGGGCGAUUUUACAGCAGGAAAGUGAGAACGGAGAUAUGGAGGAAGUUUAACGGUGACCGGAGGUUUUACUUAAAGAGGCAGAGAUUUGCCGGUUACCAGUCAGAAAUAGCUAGGUCAGUGUUUUGUUUAUGCCCAUUGGGGUGGGCCCCAUGGAGUCCGAGACUGGUUGAAUCAGUAGCGUUGGGGUGCGUGCCGGUGAUUAUAGCCGAUGGCAUCCGGUUGCCCUUCCCCGAUGCCGUGCCUUGGCGGGACAUAUCGCUCACGGUGGCUGAAUCUGACGUGGCCAAAUUGGGAAGAAUACUUGACCACGUGGCGGCUACUAAUUUGACUAAGAUACAGGAAAACAUGGGGGACCCGAGAGUAAGACGGGCCCUACUAUUCAACGAUCAAAUCGAGGAAGGGGAUGCCACAUGGCAGGUGCUUUAUGCCUUGUCAGAGAAGCUGGACAGGUCGCGUAGGACAUUGAGAGUUUCAAGCCAAUGAAGGGAAGCCACAUGGGUGAGAAUCUGUGGACCAUUGCUAUCCUACGUGGAUGAGAUUUGCAUGCAAUGAGUAAUAGUUGAGUACAGCUGGAAAUUAUUUUUGGACAGCGUGUUAUUAGGUGGGUGGGAAUUUUUACAAGAUGUGGUCGGGUCCAUUUGCGGGACAGAGCUAAACCUGGAUUUUUGAUUAUCUGGCCGAGAAUGAUUGGAUACUGGAGCGGUAAAUCGUAAAUUAUAAGAAAUAUGAUUACAUUCAUGUAAAUGUGGAAAUAAAACAAAUUUUGUAAUGGAUAAUAAAACAUAGCUGGGUA
This is a messenger RNA of Mercurialis annua (annual mercury), 2018 nucleotides long. RefSeq names its product probable glucuronoxylan glucuronosyltransferase IRX7. Bases 350 to 1708 code for a protein of 452 amino acids. The record is from RefSeq and is a predicted model, not a curated record. NCBI's taxonomy places the organism in Eukaryota, Viridiplantae, Streptophyta, Magnoliopsida, Malpighiales, Euphorbiaceae. Gene Ontology annotation, molecular function: glycosyltransferase activity. The transcript has 4 exons.